Micropterus salmoides (largemouth bass) is the source of this 976-nucleotide messenger RNA. Its product is annotated as TATA box-binding protein-like 2. The record is from RefSeq and is a predicted model, not a curated record. Gene Ontology annotation, biological process: DNA-templated transcription initiation. Gene Ontology annotation, molecular function: DNA binding; RNA polymerase II general transcription initiation factor activity. Lineage: Eukaryota; Metazoa; Chordata; Actinopteri; Centrarchiformes; Centrarchidae.
GGGGGAGGAGCUUGACCUCAGCUUCCUACCUGAUGACCUCAGCACGCAGGACGAGGCGGGGCGUCACGAUGACACAGCAGAGAGUCAGACUGCAGCUCUGGACGUGUCUCAGGACAGGCGUCUGUCUGGACUACAACUCCCAGGGUUCAACAGCAGCUGACCCCCAGCAGGGGUCGUCCGUGUCGGGGCUGGGGACCGGAGCCUCCCCCUUCUGUGCCAUGACCCCUAUGACCCCCAUGACCCCCAUGACCCCCGUGACCGAGAGGUCAGGAAUCAUCCCACAGUUACAGAACAUCGUCUCCACGGUGAACCUUGGCUGUCCGCUGGAUCUGAAGUUUAUUGCCCUCCAGGCAAGAAACGCAGAGUACAACCCGAAGCGUUUUGCGGCGGUCAUCAUGAGGAUCCGCGAGCCGAGAACCACCGCGCUGAUCUUCAGCUCGGGGAAGAUGGUCUGCACAGGAGCCAAGAGCGAGGAGCAGUCGCGACUGGCGGCCAGGAAGUACGCUCGGGUGGUGCAGAAACUGGGUUUCCCCGCCCGCUUCCUGGACUUUAAGAUCCAGAACAUGGUGGCCAGCUGCGACGUGUGCUUCCCCAUCAGACUGGAAGGUCUGGUCCUGACACACCAACAGUUCAGCAGUUAUGAGCCGGAGCUGUUUCCUGGCCUCAUCUACCGCAUGGUGAAGCCUCGCAUCGUCCUGCUCAUCUUCGUGUCGGGGAAAGUGGUUCUGACCGGAGCUAAAGAACGAGCUGAGAUCUACGACGCGUUUGAGAACAUUUAUCCGAUCCUGAGAGGCUUCAGGAAACAGUGAGGCCCCGCCCCCUCUGACGCCACUUCCUGUUCAUUUGUAAAUGCAUAUUUACUCUCUGGAUAUCAGUUUGUUUGUGUUGUGGAUGGUGAAGGAGUCGCUUUCUGUUUGAGUCUCUGUUGAAUGUUUCGCCAUCCUGAAAGAAAAUAAAUAACAGUUUUCCAAAAAGA